Molecule: messenger RNA, 1246 nt
Organism: Hordeum vulgare subsp. vulgare (domesticated barley)
Lineage: Eukaryota; Viridiplantae; Streptophyta; Magnoliopsida; Poales; Poaceae
Product: protein LURP-one-related 5-like
Exons: 1
Coding region: 324-1016 (230 amino acids)
Source: RefSeq, a predicted model, not a curated record
AAUCCAAAACCAAAAGCUUCGACAACGAACUUGCCCACCGCCCCCGGGCGCACGGCGCACGCCCAUCGCCUCCUCCCUAUCCAGCCAUCGCCGGCCUUCGCCUCCUCCCUCCCUCUCCUCACCCGGCCACCACCUGCCUGUGGUGCCCGUAGGCUCCUGGGGUGGGGCCGCGGGGGGUGUUGACCUGACCCCACUAACCCGUAACCCGCGCGCCCCACCGCCCAAGCUAUUUACCACCUCGCUCUGCGCGCGGCGAGAGCAGGCACACACAUACACAUACACAUACACAUACACGAGAGCAGAGCAGAGCAGCACAGAGGGAGAUGAAGGGGAGCGGCGGCGAGGCGGCGGCGGCGGCGGCGGUGGUGGGGGAGGAGCACUGCGAGGAGGAGGACAGGGAGCUGACGGUGCGGAAGACCACGCUCUUCUCCCCGGGGGACGGGCUGGAGGCCUACGACCACCGGACGGGCGACCUGGCCUUCCGCGUCGAGACGUACGGCCGGGGAGGGGCCUGCGGCGGGGGCGCGGCGGCCGGGGACCUGGCGCUGCUGGGGGCCGCGGGGGACCCCGUGCUCACGGUCCGCCGCCGCCGGCCCAGCCUGCACCACCGCUGGGACGGCUUCCUCGGCGACGGGGUCGCCGCGGGCGCCAAGCCGCUCUUCUCCGCCCGCCGCUCCUCCAUCCUCGGCACCGGGUCCGGGAUCCUCGUCGACCUCCUCGCCCCCGGCACCGCCAAGGAGCUCCGCGUCGACGGCUCCUUCCCCAGGCGGUGCUGCCGCGUGGUCGUGGCGGAGGAGGAGGGGGAGGAGGAGACGGUGGUGGCGGAGGUGCGCAGGAAGGUGGACGAGGGCGCGCACGUGCUGCUCGGCCGGGACGUGUUCGUGCUCUGGGUGCGCGCCGGCUUCGACGCCGCCUUCGCCAUGGGGAUCGUGCUCGUGCUCGGCCGCAUCACCGGCGACGAGGUCGACGGCGUCCUCGGCGAGGAGCUGCUCCUCGAGGCCACCUCGCCGGUCUAGUAGUGCAGCAGUAGGCUCCACGCUCCCUUUUGGUUUCCGCACGCACGCACGCAGGGACGUCGCUUGCCUCCAUUGUUGCUUGCUUCGCUUGGUCGGUGAUGCCUCCUGGCUGGCAUUGUUGCCUAGGAGCAAAGUUUGGAUCUUGAUUUGCACGCCACAGUGGAUUGACCUUGUAGCUUUGAUGAGUGAACGAACAUGGACAAGAUCCCCACUACACUGUUUGACUAUUA